GGGCGUGUACUCGAAGUUGUCAAUUUGGACGGUCAUCACAAAACAGUUCCAUUAACGCUGGCUGCGGUUGAAUCAGCCACUCAAUUCAUUCAAUAAUUGUUAUUUUUUAGACUAUCAGUUUAAAAUUAAGGUUAAGUUCGAGACAGAAAGUUAAAAUGGAUCCACUGAAAGUGAUAGCAACGCUCAUCCUAGCCAUCUCGCUGUUCAACAUUUGUGCCGCCCAUGAAUGCUACGUUUGCUCGAAUCAGACCGGGAACACGGAAAAAUGUCUGAAUACCAUUAAAACUUGCAACGAGGGCGAGGAAGCCUGUCUCACGGAGAUCCGGUGGGGCAGUACCCCGUACUUUUCGCUCGGAGCGCUGAAGCAGUUCUACGUCUCGAAACGGUGCGCCUCCAAGGAAGUGUGCGAGAAGACGCGCCGGAAGUACAUGCCCUACUGCACCCACAUCUGGUACGAGGAUUGGGCCUGCUCCGAGUGCUGCCUCGGGGAUCGGUGCAACUACUACGUUAUUAGUGGCUCCCCUCCAUCAACGAUGUCCAUGGCAGUGUUCCUGGGUACGAUGGCAUUCCUGACCAUAGCCAGAUAUCUCUACAAUCACUAACCCUAGCUGAGCUUCUGGCGACAAGAAGCGUAAUCAUCAAAGAUUGUAAUCAAUAACUAGAGGAACGGAAAUCUCUAAAGUGCCUACAUUCAUUGCGAUUUUAGAAGAUCUGAGCGUACACCAUUAGGUAGUUAGCAGUUAAAUUACCGAAAAUCGAAAGUAUUUUUUUAAUUUUCUAACGAAACAUUCCGAUUGAUUGAUUAAGAUUGUUUUCAAGCCGUACCAUUACAAAAGGUAAAGAAACAUAUCCGUCCCAUUGCUGUUAACUGUUACAAUACAAGUUAGUGGUUGAAAGUUAGCCUUUAUAUUUUA
Molecule: messenger RNA, 914 nt
Organism: Uranotaenia lowii
Lineage: Eukaryota; Metazoa; Arthropoda; Insecta; Diptera; Culicidae
Exons: 3
Coding region: 156-602 (148 amino acids)
Source: RefSeq, a predicted model, not a curated record